Linum trigynum is the source of this 324-nucleotide messenger RNA. NCBI's taxonomy places the organism in Eukaryota, Viridiplantae, Streptophyta, Magnoliopsida, Malpighiales, Linaceae. The record is from the annotation of a GenBank genome assembly.
AUGGAUGAAAAGAUAAGGAGAUCGAACUCAAUUCGCCCAGAUCCAACUUCCAGUGACCCAUCUCUCGUCGGCGCUCGCUGGAGAAGACGAUCUGAAGAUGAGGAAAGAAAGAAGGCAAAGAAGCUGCCGACGACUUUGGCAGCGGAGGAAGCAGGAGACGACUUUGGCAGUAGAGCAUGCUGCCGACCAAUGCCCUCCCUCUCCAUUCUCUUCUCCUCGCUCGGAUCUUCGGCGACAGAGAACACAAAUCCCGGGAGGGAUCCUCAACGAUGGAGGGAGCUUUCCUCGUCUUCAAUCGGGCCACCAAUAACCACAUGCAAGUGA